This is a messenger RNA of Owenia fusiformis, 1614 nucleotides long. The record is from the annotation of a GenBank genome assembly. NCBI's taxonomy places the organism in Eukaryota, Metazoa, Annelida, Polychaeta, Sabellida, Oweniidae.
UGCUUAUCUGUGACAUGAAAAUAUGUGUUAUCACAAUCAAUAAAAUUGAAACGGAUUUGUUGUAUAAUGUUCUGUUAAACUGAUGUUGAUUAGUAAAUAUUCAAAUGAGAAAACUCAAUAACUACAAUUGCAAUGUUUGUAUCUGCAGACUUGGAUUGGACCAACAGAUAUCCACAAAACACUGGUGAUAAAUGGAUGAAACAAAAAGGUUCCACAAUGGGGAAACAAUGUGGAUCAACACUGGAAACAUCUGAUAUUCAAUACUCACUAGAAAAUCUCCCUGACCCUGUUGAAGUGGAGGAUAUAUAUGCAUGUGUGAAAUGCAGCAUUGAGUACCCUACUCAACGGUGUCUGGAUUAUCACUCAACGGUUGUGCAUAAUAAAUACUGUGAUGUUUGUAAUAUGAGACUUGAUCACCUUGGAGAAGAGCAGCUAUUGACACAUGGCCAAUCACAUACUGGAAUGAAGUCUCACCAGUGCCAACAUUGCUAUAAACUCUUUCAGACUAAGAAUGGCUUGAGUGUUCAUCUGGCUAAUGACUUGCAGUGUUUAUUAUGUGGGGCUCGCUUUAUAAAAACUGGAAAAUGGGGUCACAUGAAGCAGCAUAAACAAAAGUGAAAUGAGUCCCAGAAUUUUUUUUUUUAAAUUGUAACAAUCAGUAAAAUUGUAACAAUCAGUUACCUGUACCAUUAAUGGAUAAUCAUAUUGUUUCUCAAACAUUGACAUUUAAAUAGUUAACAAAUAAAUACCUUAUUUAAGAAUACAUUUUCAGGCUAAUAGGGAUAAAAACAUGAGAUGCAUUUUUAGCUAAUUGUAUUUUUAAGAUGAACUUCACUGUCGAUUGACUUUUUUUCUUCAAUUUAGAUUUUCUAUGUGAAAGAUAUCAUAGCAUUAUUGCAUGGUGGAGGGGGUGAUAUAUUGAAAUAUCACCUCGAGGGAUAAAAUAUAUAUAUUUUUCUGAGUGGUGAUUAAUUUAAUAUAUCACACUCUACAUCAUGUUAUAAUGCAUUUAUCAUACAAAAACAUGUUAUACAUUUUUUAAUUCUGAACAGCAUGGGACUUUUUCUAUUAUAUUCAACAAAACUAUACAGCAAACUCCACAUUUAUUUUUUCAAAAAGCCUAUUCCAGGCUCUCAUUAUCAUGCCCAAAUUAAGCUUUUCGUGGUUCGCUCUUGAAUUGAGAAGGUACGGAAUUAUCAACUUAAAAAACCCUCAAAAAGGACAAAAUUUGAUUGGUCAAUACUUUCCAAUGAUACAUUUCGCGUAGCUAUUUGGGUGACCCGAAAGUUCUAAAUCAAACCAAUUAUGCAAUUUUGUUUUUUCACCCGCAGGCUAAAUAAAACAAUAACACCAUCAGAUUGCGCCACACGGCAUUUGAUCAAUCAAAUGAAAUUUUUCAUAUAAACAAGUAUCAAUGUUUUAUUUAGUUUUAGUUUUUGGCAUUAGAGAUGCGCGAACUAACUGCGCAAUGGACAGUGAAGUUCUACCUUCAGAGUAAAUGGCAUGCACAGUAUAAAAUAUGGAAAUACAGUACAUCAUCCAUAUGUUUCAGUUUUGCAGCAAAGUACAUCUUCAGCAAUAUGAAACACCAUGUACAGCAUAAAAUAUAAAAAU